AGCACAAUCAACGACAACCACCGGACGGACUUCCUCUUGCAAGACGCCUUACUCUAGCUCUCCAUCACCAUGACAAGCGAAGCUUCAUUUACCAAAUCUUUCCUCUCCGCGCUUGACAUUCUCCCCGUCAAGCUGCGUUCGGACCAUGUCUUUGAUCCUCAGCAAGUGGGGUUGCGAGUUCCAUACAUGCUUCCCCGCCUGCAACCCCCCCACCCCGAAAUGCCGAAGAAGGUGAAGAGGACCGUCGCCCCGGGAGCUUCGAAAUCCGUCACGAUCCGACUGAAGUCGGCACGGAGCCCCGUCUUGGAAUUCACGCUGCCAAAUAUGCCGCUGGCAACAACCUCGGUGCCGGACUUGCGCGACGCGGUGCAGGCGCGCGUAGUCAACAUGCAGGAUGAACGGGUGCCCCUGGACAAGAUCAAGAUCCUGUACAAACGCAAGCCGGUGACGGGGAAGACGGUCGCAGAGGUGUUGGCCGAUGAGCCGGACGUGCUGGCUGGGGGGAAAGAGGUCGAGUUUGGCGUGAUGAUCAUGGGUGGGGCGAAGGUCGUGGAAGUCGAGGAGGAGCCAGCACCAGCACCCGCACCCGCACCACCGGCAGCGGACGAAAAGCAGGCAAUGGAGACAGAUGAGAUCCCGAAACCUGCCGUAGGGCCGAGCGGCGACGAAGUGGUUGAAACGGAGGCCUUCUGGACAGAUCUGCAAGGGUUUAUGGAGCAGCGACUGAAGGAUGAGGCGGUGGCGAGGAGGCUGAGGACCCUCUUCGAAACGACCUGGAAGGCCAAUCGGUAGAAGGUGCUUACAAUGUACAUGAUAUAUUC
Messenger RNA from Penicilliopsis zonata CBS 506.65, 821 nucleotides. RefSeq lists its product as hypothetical. Bases 70 to 792 code for a protein of 240 amino acids. The transcript is spliced from 2 exons. NCBI's taxonomy places the organism in Eukaryota, Fungi, Ascomycota, Eurotiomycetes, Eurotiales, Aspergillaceae. The record is from RefSeq and is a predicted model, not a curated record.